Messenger RNA from Aspergillus fischeri NRRL 181, 1776 nucleotides. RefSeq names its product Tti2 family protein. NCBI's taxonomy places the organism in Eukaryota, Fungi, Ascomycota, Eurotiomycetes, Eurotiales, Aspergillaceae. The record is from RefSeq and is a predicted model, not a curated record. Gene Ontology annotation, cellular component: cytosol; nucleoplasm; centrosome. The transcript has 4 exons. Bases 1 to 1776 code for a protein of 591 amino acids.
AUGGAAGAGCUCCACACAGCGGCACGUGAGACCCUCCAGCGACGAGACUCUAGUAUAAUCCCACAGGCGCGUUUAGACAGCAUAAACGUUCCUGAAGACCUAGAUCUGUUAUGGCACAAUAUAUCAUCCUAUCAAGCCAAGAACACACCAACCACAUGCGAGAAUCUUCUUGUCGCUCAAGCAUUUUUGACACGCCAGAGCUCGAAGAGCUUAUCGGAAACUGACGAAAAUGCUGGCAAUAAUCUAUAUCAGUGGGCCAGCGAGCUUGCGCUUCCGUCUGCAGCCUUCGCAACGGCAAAGGUAGGAACCGAUGAUAGCGACAAGUCUGAAAUGAUCCGUGGGAAUAAGUUUCAGCUGGAACUUGCUGUAUCUGUCCUUGUUGCGCUGGAUUCUCUGCUGCCGAUUCAGAAAUCGGCGCACGCGAUGGAUGCUAUCACAGCGCUGGCGAGUUUCACGUCUGAGCAAGAUUCCUGGACGACACAAGACAGUUAUAUGAAAUCAAGGAAAAUCCUAGAGACCUUUGUUACAAAUGUCCAUGGCGAGUCAGAUAGCUUCUUCUGGUCUCUCAUUGAAAGGAUCCUCAAAGAGAGAAUCAAGCCGGUAUUCGCGAAGACGAAAAACCCUGCGAUUACUGCCGCGGGCAGAAAGAACUUUCAUCCUGUUCCCCUACCGCGAUUUGAUGCCAGCAUCAUCGAUCCGGCGACGAAGCCGUGGAAGAUCAGUGCUGUAUACGCUACUACAGUGCUAGCCUGGGUGAUCGCGCAGUACCAGGCAAAGGAUCGACCCUAUCUAGAAGCCCACUUUCCACUACUCGUCCCACCAAUUCUCGCCCUGAUAGACGACGACAGCGUCACCUACAAGACACGCGGCUGCCUUCUCUUGACCAAACUCCUCACACCAAUCCGGGAAAGCAAAUCUGACAUCCUCCAGAGGACAAACCUGGCGUCUGUCUUCGAGGACGCCGUCAGACCAUGUCUCCUGUCAUUACCAUCGAUCACACCCGAAGAUGACGCCAUUAAAUUGCUCGGGGUAGCCUACCCAGCUCUGCUCUCCCUCCUACAAACAAACUACCACACCGCCACCGCAAGAUCAGCCGCAAACGUAAACGGAGACAAGUAUAUCUCCAGCGUGACGAGAACUCUCCGAGAGAAUCUCAUCUCCUCAUUCCACCACAUCAGUUCAACAAACAGGACCUCAACCUCCUCGUUCGCCUCGUUCCCAUACCCGCGUCUCUCGGCCCUGCUCGUCGACCAGAUGUACCCUCUCCUCCUGGAGCUAGGCAUCCACACGACAAAGUACCUCCAGGAGAUCGUCCCCCUGCUGUACAGUACGCUGUCAAACCCUUUCGGAACAGCAUACCCGCCUCUUCUCCUUUCGGCGGUGGCCGUAACACGAGCAAUGAUUCUGAACGCGCAUCCGCGCCUGUGGCGAUGGCGCGGUGAGAUCCUCGGCGCGCUCUGCUCGUGUUGGCUGCGUGUAGCCGAGGAAGAAGGUGAAAUCGCCGAACGGGUUGUCAAGGGGCGGAGUGCUGCCGAGGACCAGGAGACGAAUACCGCGCUGACCAAGCUGGAGAGGCAGCUGCGGGGCGCGGUGUACUUGUUGAGGUUUGCGCUGGAGAACCCAGCGCAGGCGGACGGAGACGCCGGCCAGCUGGAAGCGAAGGCUGCUAUUCGGAAGGAAUUGCAGGAACUAGUUGACGCUGAUGAGUCUCUUGCGGACUUGCUUCUUGCGGAUAUUGAUCCUAAUGAUGCGGACUUUUUCGGGAUAGAUCCGUAA